This is a messenger RNA of Closterium sp. NIES-65, 540 nucleotides long. NCBI's taxonomy places the organism in Eukaryota, Viridiplantae, Streptophyta, Zygnematophyceae, Desmidiales, Closteriaceae. The record is from the annotation of a GenBank genome assembly.
AUGUUCGGUCAUGCCAAUCCUGGGACUGAUAGUCAUGGCAGCAGCGGGAAAGGUGAAAUGUGGUGGUGGGGAGCGGCAGAUGGCCAUCCCUCCAGCCCAGUCGAGCUUGCCGUCGUGCCGCAGAAGAAUUCGCGCUCGGACGACGCGGAGGACACGACAACGUGUGGUGGGCGUCAGGAGCAUUCGCCAAGAUUGCGCAAGCUGGGAGGGCUGCGACUGAUGCCUCUGCUGGUGACUGCGCUAGCAUCGCUGCAUCAUGGAUGGUUCCCAUGGUCGACUGGGUUGCCCCUUGUUGGCCAUGGAGGUCCUGCGCGUUCUUUGUUUUGCCUAACUCCUCAGUGCUCGCUGCUCAAAGCGAUUUGUUCCGCUUCCGCUUCUUGUCAAGCCACUCAAGCACUGGGAUUACCAUUCGUAUCGUUGACCCAACAGACGUCAGAUUACCAGCAUGUCUGGAAAGGGGGCCAAAGGACUUAUGGGCAAGGGCCCAGAGGGUCUGGACAAGCUAAGAGACAAAAAGAAGCCAAUUUCACGUUCUUCUAA